This is a messenger RNA of Toxotes jaculatrix (banded archerfish), 4876 nucleotides long. RefSeq names its product kinesin family member 15 (gene kif15). NCBI's taxonomy places the organism in Eukaryota, Metazoa, Chordata, Actinopteri, Toxotidae. The coding region runs from base 123 to 4346 and encodes 1407 amino acids. The record is from RefSeq and is a predicted model, not a curated record. Gene Ontology annotation, biological process: microtubule-based movement. Gene Ontology annotation, molecular function: microtubule motor activity; microtubule binding; ATP binding. The transcript is spliced from 34 exons.
AAGAAGACGAGUCAGACCUGCCCGCCAAUUUUGAAGGAUGUAAACAGUGUCGUCCUUCGUGAUCGACCUGCUAUGAAGAAAGUUAAUUUUAUCUCAUAACGGCGAAUAUUUCUCUGUCAGCAAUGAGUUCCGGUGGUAAAGGAUCUGGCGAUGCACCACAUCUUGCUGCCAGCGGUGACAGCGAUUCCAUCAAAGUUUUUGUGCGAGUGCGACCUCUGACCCAGGGUACCGGGCUGACCACAGAUGGAGAUCAGAGUCUGUGUCUCACCGUCAUCUCACCCACCACCAUCCGUCUGCUCUCAAAACCAGAGCCACGAACCUUUACCUACGAUCAUGUCGCUGACAUGGACACAUCUCAGGACUCUGUCUUCUCCAGUGUGGCCAAAAAUAUUGUUGAGUCUUGCAUGAAUGGGUACAACGGUACUAUAUUUGCCUAUGGGCAAACCGGCUCAGGGAAAACAUUCACUAUGCUUGGACCAUCUGAGUUGGAUAAUUUCACAGAUGAACUCCGGGGUCUUAUUCCUCGAAGUUUUGAGUACCUCUUUUUCCUCAUCAACCGAGAAGUGGAAAGGUCUGCCCAGUCCAAGAGCUUCUUGUGCAAAUGUUCAUUCAUUGAGAUAUACAAUGAACAAAUUUAUGACCUCCUGGACACAGCCUCAGCCAGCCUCUUCCUCAGGGAGAACAUCAAGAAGGGCGUCUUUGUUGAGGGAGCUGUGGAGAAGUUUGUCAACUCAGCCACUGAAGCUUACCAGGUGCUGUCUAUGGGCUGGCGUAAUCGACGAGUGGCCUCCACCUCCAUGAACCGCGAGUCUUCGAGAUCUCACGCAGUGUUCACCAUGACUUUGGAGUCCAAAGAGUCCAUCAAUGAGGUGGUGAACAUCCGAAUGUCUCAGCUGAACCUUGUGGAUCUGGCAGGAUCUGAGAGACAGAAAGACACUCACACAGAGGGCUCCAGACUCAAGGAGGCCAGCAGCAUCAAUCGUUCCCUCAUGUGUCUUGGUCAAGUGAUCAUGGCACUGGUGGACGUAUCCAAUGGGAAGAACAGGCACAUCUGCUACAGGGAUUCUAAACUUACCUUCUUGCUAAGGGACUCUCUUGGAGGAAAUGCAAAGACCUACAUCAUAGCCAAUGUACACCCUGGUUCAAAGUGUUUUGGAGAAACGUUAUCUACCUUGCAGUUCGCCCAGAGAGCGAAGUUGAUCAAGAAUAAGGCUGUCAUCAAUGAAGACACACAGGGAAAUGUGAGGCAGUUACAGGCUGAGGUGAAGAAGCUCAAGGAGCAGCUUGCACUGGCACUGGCUUCUCAGGCAGUGGACUAUGGGAGAGAUGUAGCGCCAGGAGGACCUGAACUCCCCAUGGGUCCAUGCAUUGAAAUUCAACAUGAUAUCACAUAUAAAGCAAAGUUCAUGGCUGCUGUUCGUCUAUGGAGGAGGCGAGAAGAGGAGAAGAGGAUGCUGCUCGGGAAGGUGGCUCAGCUUGAAGAGGCCUGGACGCAAAAAGAUAAGUUCAUCCAUUCCAGCCGGAUGAUUGUCAAGUUUCGGGAAGACCACAUCUCUCGCCUUGAGAAAAAACUGAAGGCGGGACAGAAUUUUUUGACAGACAAGGAGUCUCAGGCUCUGAUUGAGCAGCUGAAGGAGGAGAUUAAGAUCUUGAGAGAUCAGGUUGAACAUCACCCAAAGAUGACUCGAUAUGCAGCCGAGAACUUCAGCCUCAGAGAGGAGAACCGGCUGCUUCGUUCUCUUGAAUCAGUGGUGAAAGCUGAAGAAGUUGUAGCCCAGGUUGCUGAUGAGCUGGAAGAGGCCUUCCAGACCGCUAUGGAGACAGAGAGUAAGAUAAUAAUGACAGAACUGACAAAAAGGUUAAGUACAUCCUCUGUGUCUAUCUACAUGUCAAUCUCAUGUUUCUCUUCAGCUCCAGCAGCCUCUUCAACACCUGUGGUUGCGGAUAGUGCCUCAGCAGCUACAAUCGAGAAGCUGAAGGUGCAGCUGCUUCAGAAACAGUCGGACCUUACAGCUGUGUUUCAGGCCUUUGAGGAGUACAAAGAAGUCACCAAGAAACAGAUGUCUCAGCUGGAGUCUGAGAAAAGAUAUCUUGAGAAGUCCAACAAACAUUUGGAAAACAUUUUGGAAGCCACAAACGCUUACAAAAAACAGGAGGUCUCUGAGCUGAACAGAAUUCACGUUGAAACUAUUAAGAUUCUCACCACACCCACCAAAUCGUGCAACAUGCGGUCUCGUCUCGUGCCUCUCUCCAGCCCAGACCACCUGAAUGGGACAGACAACAAUGCACUUGACAUUUGGGACGAGCAGCCUCCUUCAGACAUGACUGAGAUGGCCUUGACUGAGGAACUGUGCCAAGUGCAGGAGCAAACUAGUCGUAUCCGGACACAGCUGAAUGAGGAGGAACUAAAGAACAGCAAGCUGUUGCAGCAAAUUGCAAAACUUGAAGAGCAGAUCGCUGUGAUAUCACAAGAGUCUGACCGCAAGGAUGAGCAACUUUCUACUGAGAAAGCUAACAGGAACAGAGAUCAGCUCAACCUGCAGGAAACUAUCACUGAGCUGCAACAGAGCCUUCAGUCUGAACAGCAAGCCACAGAUGUUCUGAGGAGCGAGAUCCGCGAUCUACGCCUGGUGCUGCAGUCGUCCGAUAAGGAGCUGGCUGCUGUUAAGAACGAGUUAAGAGAUGGCCAGAGCGAGCAGCAGAGAGAGAUGGGCCAGCUCUCCAACAGUCUGAUGAGCACACAGCUCCAACUUGACAAAGUCCAGCUGGAGUGGGAGCAGCUUCUGGAGCAGCAUCGGUCACUGCAGGAUUCAUUUGACCAGCUGCAAGCUGAGGCUAAGUUUGAGGCUGAUCAGGCAAGACAGCAGCUGCAGGACAGGCAGCAGGAGAUUGAUGAACUGAAAGCUCAGCUCACGGAAUUGAAUAAUUCUCUGCAAAAUGAGCAAGAGCACACGAACGUCCUGAUCUCACAGUUAAGAGAAAACAGAGAAAGUACCUCAAAAGAACUCAUUGAAACCGUGGAGCAGAAUACACAGCUCAGAAAACAAGUCUCUGACCUGACAGCACAAAAUCAACAACAGGCGUCCAAACUUGUCGAUCUUGAGCAAAGUCUAACCUCUACCAAUGAAAUCAUAAAAGGCUUGGAGCAGAAGAUUGAGCAGGAUAAAGAUGUUGUUCUAGAUCUGAUUAACCAAACCAGAGACCUCCGCAGUGAGCUGAGCCAGAAGGACCAGACCAUUACCCACCUGUCUUGUGAUAUCAAAGACAUCACAGCCAAGUACAAUGCUGCCUGUCUUGAAAGGGAGCAUAUCAAGGAGCAAAACUCUCAGAUGCAAACAGAAAUCUGUGACCUGAAAGAAACUUUAGACAGGAAGGUGGCGUCCAACAAGAUAGAGGUUGAGUUGUUGCAGGAUGACUUGGCCUACGCCACUGAGGAAAUUCAGAGACUCACUCAGGUCUUUGAUGAGCAGAACAGCCUCCUCCAAGCAUCUCAAGAGCAAGUGGCCCAAAAGGAUGUCAUGAUACAGCAUCUUCAGCAGAAGGUGGAACAACAGCAAGAGGCUGUCGAGAAAACUAUCAGAAACGGAAGUUUCAAACCCCUUGUUGAACCGACAGUCACACCUAAAUCACUACCUCGGACUCCUCAUACUCCUGGAAGCUUCAGCAGGGACCUGAACCAGGUGCUUGAGAGCCAGGAGAGGGAGCUGGAGAAUCGACGCGCCUCCAUGAUGACCAUGGAGAUUCUUUUAGCUGAGCUGAAUGCUGAGAGGGCUGGCAAGAACGAGGAGAUCCAGAGACUUAAGACGCAGCUCUCUGAGAAAGAGAUGGUCCGAAUGGAAAUCCAGGGUUUGCUUGACAAGUUUUAUACUGCGCAGAACCAGAUGACACAGAAUGGAAAUCAUAGUGAGGAGAUGAAUGAUGCCAUUAAGCAGACCAUUCUUAAAGAGCUGCAGGAGGAGAGAACAGAGAAGAGCAAAAUAAUGCAAAAGCUGACUAAUACUCAAGAAAGACUGCAGGCACAGGAGUCCCUGUUGGCCCAGUCUCAGACCUGCGUUCAACAGCUGACCACUGAACUGAGGAACCGUUGUUUGGAGCUGAGAGAGCUGAACCAGAGGGCACAGGUUGAGGAGAAACUACUCCAGGAGAAUGAGGUUCUCCGUGAGCAGAACUUUAAGCUGUCAGAGGAGAAUGGAAAACUUGUGGGACAUAAAAACCAGAAGCAGAGGAUUGAAUAUUUAGUGAAGCUGAAAUUGGACAACACCAAACUUAAAGAGGAAAACGAAAAGCUCCGAAGAGAGAUUAGCUCCCUGCAAGACAACACUAGAUGUCGACCGCUGGAGAUGUAAAUCCCUGAUUUUUAAUUGUUUGAAUGGAGGUGAACUUGCAUCAUUGCCAGUCAAAUUUUUUUAUUUUUUUAUUUGAUAUUUUAAUGGUUUCAAGUACAAAGACAUUGUGAUUUGUGAUUUUUUUUUUUGUUUUGUUUUCAUUCAGGAAAUAUGCAGUAAUUACUUCUACCUUUUCACUGAUCUGCUGUUGUAGCAGCAUGGACAGAACAGCUGAGACAAAGCUGUCAUUAGUCCAUAUCCAUGGUCUCUUGGUCUUGUACACCUAGUCCCUUUGUUCACAGACUACAUGGAAAUUUUAACAAUGCUGAAUAACAUCUUAAUGUGAACACUGAACAUUCUACAUGUUCAGAAUUAUUUAGGUGCUUAUUUGUAGUUCUGUGGUUGUGAUUGAUGUCUGACCAUGAGUUGCAUCCAUGGUGUUAUGUUUGUUAUGUAUUUUCCCCAUCAUAUUGAGGUGUAAAAGCCAGUGUCUUUUUAACAUUGUGAGCUUUGAACAUACUGUAAUUAAAAACAUAAUUUUUCUACCUCUA